Messenger RNA from Amoebophrya sp. A25, 410 nucleotides. NCBI's taxonomy places the organism in Eukaryota, Dinophyceae, Syndiniales, Amoebophryaceae. The record is from the annotation of a GenBank genome assembly.
CGAGCAAAAGCAGCAGCGGCAUGUCGACAGAAAGCGACAGCGACGUUGUUGACAAUGCUGGGGAUGGUAAACCUAGAGAACGAGGGUGUAUAUUAGGAGACCAAGAGACUACGGAGUCUUCAAAGCCUUUAACCUUCACAAGCGGAGCUGACUACAGCACAAUUAACGAGGGAGAAGUUGAUUUUGAUAGGGACGAUGGAUUGACAUUGCCUAGUAUAACUAAAGUGUCGGACGAGCCCGCGGCGCAGGAUAGAAAAGGACCUUCUUCUAGUACCGAUAUGAUGUCGACACGGCGUCGUCUUGUACGUGGACAGGAUGAAGUUGUGAAGAAUGCUGCUAAUGAUUCAAAACAACAUGUAUCACAGUGUGGUUCAAAACAACAUGGUGCCACACCACGAGGGCUUCCUACU